UUAUAAAUAACAGCAAUUUGAUCGAAUUCCUUCUUCUUCGUUCCUUUCAUUCCAUUUCUUUCACUUUCAAGAAUCAAUUGUUAAUCGACCUGAGAAUCAAAAAUGUCUUUGACUGAAUCUUGCUGCAAUACUCCUCCUGUUCAGGAUGCCCAAUGGCACAAUAAGGGUGAGCAAGUCGCCUUGUCGCAACAGAUUGCGGGUGAGGAGCGUACCACAUACCGCACCGGACCUAAGGAUUCGAAGCGUGGCCUCAUUGCCAUUUAUGACAUCUUUGCCUAUCAUCCUACGACUUACCAGUUCUUUGAUCGUAUCGCCGAGUCCCAUGGUGGCUUCCAACUGUCUGCUCCCCAUAUUUUCACCAAGGGUGGUUACCCACCCGAUCAGAUGGGGGAUAGCGCUAAGCUGAUGGCCUGGAUUGGUGCCAAUGGCGAUUACAAGGGCAAUCAUAUUGACGAGAUUAUUCGUGUCGCUGUCGAGGAUUUACGCAAGGAUGGGUGUACCUCUUUUUCCAUCUUUGGGCAAUGCUGGGGAGCUCUCAUGUCGGUCAAGGCUGCUUCUGAAGAAGGAAAUCCCUUUUUGGCAGCAGGUGGUCCCCAUCCAUCGUUCUUUUCCAUCGAAACUGUCAAAGAUACAAAGGCUCCUCUGAUUAUUUUGGCCUCCAAGGAUGAAGCUGACAUGGUUCCUGUUAUCGACUCUAUCAAGCAUAAGAACUUCCCUGUUGAGCCAUUCCACAAGCGUUUUGAUAACAUGCACCAUGGCUGGACUGGAGGUCGCGGAGACUGGAGCCAACCCGACCAAUUCCAAGCCGGGCUCGAGGCUGUUGACCUCUUGAGUGGGUUCUUUGCAAAGGCCGCUUCUGCUAGCAAGUUGUAACGAGUAAUUCAUAUUGUCUGCAUCGCUGUAAAUAAAGAG
Messenger RNA from Lobosporangium transversale, 912 nucleotides. RefSeq lists its product as hypothetical. Gene Ontology annotation, molecular function: hydrolase activity. Lineage: Eukaryota; Fungi; Mortierellomycota; Mortierellomycetes; Mortierellales; Mortierellaceae. The transcript has 4 exons. The record is from RefSeq and is a predicted model, not a curated record. The coding region runs from base 103 to 873 and encodes 256 amino acids.